ACAAAGUGGAUGUUAAAUGGCAUUGUAAAGAAUUCUUUAUAGGUUUGCUUUUUCAUAGUUAAUUAGCAAAUAUUUCUUGGGUUUAAGGCAUUUGCACAGAAGAAGCAGACCUCAAAGAAGAAUUGAAUUAUAUACAAAAAACUAUGCAAUUAAAUGAGUUUCCCAAGAACAUCGUAACAAAAACGAUAAAAGAAACAUUAAACAAAGAAUGUAAUGGAAGAAACCAGACAGAUGACGACACGAAUUCAAUUCGAUUGUUUUUACCCUAUGAAAAAGGCAUCUCAGAACAAAUCGCCAGAGUAUGCAAGAAAUUUAAUGUAAAUUAACACAUACGAAAAACAAAGCGCUAAAAAAUGUUGUAAAAGGCAACAAAAUAUUGAAAAACGGAAACCAAGACAAUGAAUCAGGUGUUGUAUAUAAAGUAACGUGUGGAGAUUGUAGAAAAUAUUACAUAGGAGAAACAGGAAGGAAGUUGACAACACGAAUAAAAGAACACAAAAAUGGCGCAAAAAACGAUAAAGAAAACGUCUCUGGAAUGUCCAAACACAUUAAAGAAACAAAACACGAAAUGAACUUUGAGAAAAUAGAAAUUCUCUAUAGGGAAAACAAUUUUAUUAAAAGAAAAUUUAAAGAGGCAUUAGCGAUUAAACAACAUAAAUCGGAUUUAUUGAACAAAAAAGAUGAAAUAAGACGAUUAUCUGAAAUUUGGGAAAACAUACUAUAAUUUUUAACGACUUUUAUUGUUAAUAAACGAUUUUUAUACAUUUUAUUUUUAUCAAGAGAAUUUUUAACAUUUUGUACAUGCAUGUUGAAAGACGUUUUUACUUGUGAUCUGAAGAUGCUCUGACAAAGAUCAGGGAGAAAAUUUAUUAAAAAAAAAAAAAAAUAAAAGAAGAAAAAAAAAAAAAAAAAAAAAAAAAAAAAAAUCAAAAUUUAAUUUGUUAUUUAUUGCCUUAAACCCAAGAAAUAUUUGCUAAUUGUAAAGAAAUUGCAUUAAACAUAUCACCUUUGCUCCAAUCACAAACACGCAUAAUAUUGAUAGGAGUCAAAUGUCUUUUCUUUUCCAUGCUGAAAUUUUUUGUAAAAUAAAAACAAAUAUACCAUCAAUUGAUUAAUUCAGACUGAUUUUAUGUGGGUACUUAUGUUGUGUUAAAAAAAAUGUAAAAUAAUAGCAUACAAAAGUAUAUAAAAACUACUUUUAAUCUAAAAAUCAAAUAAACUAAAUAAAAAAAAAAACACAGCAGUUUAUAUUACUUUUUCACUACGUUGUAAUUACAAAUUCCUUAAUGGACAGCUGCAUAUGUUCAUUACAAACCACAAUAACAGGUUUUUUAAUGAAAAUAAAUUAGGGAGGCUAGUCUCAAGAACAUUGAACAAGAAGACAAACACAAAAGGUUUUCUUUUAUCAAACAAGGAUAGAUAAAAGCAAUCAAAUGAUGGAGCAAAGUUAUAGAAAAAAUUUGGAGCAAAAAUAUUUCAUGCCACUCUUUAUCUUAAUAAUGACAGCAAAUUUGAUUGAGUGCUACAUUAUAAUGUUCAAACAUCGCUUUAAAAACAAGUUUGAGUACCAGUUAGUCAGCUUAUCAAUUGCAGAUUUUAUAACUGGUUUGUUUGGUUUUAUUUUUUCUGUCAUUGAUGCAACAAAAGCAGAAUUAAAUGAGAAAAUAUUGUUUGGAUUGCAGUAUAUACUUGUGUUUUCAAUUGCGAUGUCAAUAUUUUUAAUCUCAGGGAUCUCCAUAGAUCGUUUGAUAGCAGUAGCCAAGCCCUUCAACCACCAGUCUAGCAGAAAUACCAUUUAUAUAAUCACAUCAUUGUGGGUUUUUGGUUUACUCUAUAUUACAAGCCUUAUGAUAAUAAAUGAAUACUUUCUUGAACAAGCAACAGUUGCUACCAAUACGAUUGUCCUAUCAAGUGCAACAGUUGUAUCAAUAGUAUGCUAUACAUUAAUUUAUUUCUCACUUUGGUACCAUAAACGCAAAUUAUUGAAGCAGACAGAGCCAUGCACGAAAAACAUCAUAUUUGGAAGAAAUUCCAACAAAAUGGCAUUACGUAUGAGUGUCAUCAUAAUCUUAUCAACAUUACUAACCUACUGGCCUGGAGUGAUAAUUUCAUUCGGCAAAAUAUUAUAUAAAUGUAGUACACCAACUGUGGAAAUCUUCUCCAAUUUUACAUUCUUUUUGGCAUGCAGUGCUUCACUGAUUAAUCCUCUUGUUUAUUUUUUUUAUAAAAAGUUUAUUUAACUUGUUUAUUUUGUUGGAAAAGUUCUAAUUCAGAUAUUUACAUUAAUCAAUUUCUCACAGGAGUUUAACAUUUUCCAUAAGUUGUGCUAAUUAUGCUAUCUUAGUUACUUUU
This is a messenger RNA of Hydractinia symbiolongicarpus, 2352 nucleotides long. RefSeq names its product tachykinin-like peptides receptor 99D. Gene Ontology annotation, biological process: G protein-coupled receptor signaling pathway. The transcript has a single exon. Bases 1434 to 2240 code for a protein of 268 amino acids. Gene Ontology annotation, molecular function: peptide binding; G protein-coupled receptor activity. NCBI's taxonomy places the organism in Eukaryota, Metazoa, Cnidaria, Hydrozoa, Anthoathecata, Hydractiniidae. The record is from RefSeq and is a predicted model, not a curated record. Gene Ontology annotation, cellular component: membrane.